UAGCUCAGUCUCACCGCGCGUAUCGUACUGCUUUCAUUCGUCUCACGUCGCGCGGCUCGUCCUGUUGUCAUCUCGUGUGCAGUGUGUCCGUACGACCGCAGGCCUAUUUAACUGUUUUUAUUUAUUCGUUUGUAAUUUAUAUAAUUGUGUCGUUAAGUUGUGCGCGUUUUUAUUUAUCGUUUGCUCUACCUGUCCGACAAUAUCGCGGUGCGUGAGUCGCCGUCACGAACCAUAGUCUCACCGUUCGGUGAAAAACUAUUCAAAUAUCCGACGAUCGUCUAGUGCGCGCGGUGAUUUUUAUCCCUCGUCGUCCCAACAAAAUCGUUUCGACAAGAAAAUAAAAUUGCCACAGCCAGCUACUAUCGUAACCGAGACCAGCACGUUUUUUCGUCGUCAUCAUCUCUACAGUAAUGGACGGCCCUCCACACAUGGGUAAUUUUGAUUUCAUAAUGGACCAUCAUCUUCACCACCACCACAGUCGCGCUCUCGAGUCGUCCGUGUCUCCGCCAGCCACUGUGGUCAUGCAACAGCAACAGCAACAGCAAUCUCUCCAGCAACAGCAGCAACAACAACAGCAGCAACAGCAACAGCAGCAGCAGCUGCCGGGCAAGGCCGAUCACAUCAAGCGGCCAAUGAACGCGUUCAUGGUUUGGGCUAAAAUUCAGCGCCGGCUCAUCGCCCACGACAACCCGAAGAUGCAUAACUCGGAGAUCAGCAAGCGUCUGGGAGCCGAGUGGAAGCUGCUCAACGAGUCUGAGAAGCGGCCGUAUAUCGACGAGGCCAAGCGGCUGCGGGCUCUGCACAUGAAGGAGCACCCAGACUACAAGUACCGGCCCCGGCGCAAGCCCAAGAUCCAGUUGCACAACAAUAAUAACAACAACAACAACAUCAGCGGCGCUCACAACAACAACGGUGGUAUGAUGCACGGGUCCGCGGGAAACAACAACUUGCACCAUCACCAUAGCUCACAUCACAAACAGGCCAACUUUCAUAGCUUUCCAGUAGUCACCAGCGGUGGGCCAGGCGGUGCCUCAAAUUUCAACUUUCCGAUGCCGUACUUCUCAGCUACCCAUCACCCGGCCCUGCACUCGUUCGAAGGUUACUCGUCGGCAGGGCUGGUCAGCCCGUACCUGAGCACAGCCAUGCCUCCGUUCGAUCCCAUUCACCUGACCAAGCUCGUGGCCCAGCAGGCCCAAGUCGUAGCACAGUCAGGCGGUGGAGGUUCCCCAUCACCGUCGUCGCAGAUGGCCGGCACGCCGCCGCCCGUCGACAUCAACGGCCUGCAGCAGCCGCUGCAACCGCACCUGCACCAGCAGCAACAGCAGCAGCACCACUUGCAGUCGCCUCACAACAAGAACGGCGGCGCGGCCGUGGUCAGCUCGUUUUACAAUCAGUUCUAUCCGCCAGGAGCCGGUUCCGGCAAGGCAGGACCGUACCCGCACCAUCCGAUGAGCAUUUUCCCGUCGCCGUUCUCGUUCUACAACAACGGCGGCGGCGCGGGCUCUGUGGACGACCACCACGGACAGCAGCACCACCACAGCCAGUCGGCCGCCGCUGCCGCUUUCGCCGUCCAGCAGCAUCACCACCAACAGUUGCAGUUGCAACAGUUGCAGCAGCAACACCAACAGCAUCUGCAGCAGCAGCAGCAGCAACAGCAACAGCAACAACAGCAGCAACAGCAGCAGCAGCAACAGGAGAGACCCGGAUCCACGUCGUCCGACAUGGAGAACGAUCCGACCAGACAAGUUCCUAACGCCACCAAUUCCAACAUCCAUUGAAAAGAUUUCGCACCGCCUACUCCGCACUACCAGUCCACUACCCUGUUCAAUUUUUUGGUAUAUUUAUUGUUUUUUUUUUUUUUAUAUAUACCUACGAAUCCGUCGAUGCCGACGUUUGAUUUAUUUUUGAUUUUUAUUUUGUGCGCGCGCUCCUUUUUCUCGCGGUACGCACGCGUUUAUGAAUUUUUCAUCAU
Myzus persicae (green peach aphid) is the source of this 1972-nucleotide messenger RNA. Its product is annotated as SOX domain-containing protein dichaete. Bases 411 to 1778 code for a protein of 455 amino acids. The record is from RefSeq and is a predicted model, not a curated record. Gene Ontology annotation, biological process: cell differentiation; positive regulation of transcription by RNA polymerase II; anatomical structure morphogenesis. Gene Ontology annotation, molecular function: DNA-binding transcription factor activity, RNA polymerase II-specific; RNA polymerase II cis-regulatory region sequence-specific DNA binding. The transcript has a single exon. Lineage: Eukaryota; Metazoa; Arthropoda; Insecta; Hemiptera; Aphididae.